AUGGACACCAAGUUCGGGUCGGCCAGUGUGUUUGGUGUUGAAGAAAUUACAGUGUCAGCAAAUGAAGGAGAUUCAGUCACUCUGCACAGUGGUGUUGAAACAAACCAACAAGACAGAAUUAGAUGGUAUUAUAAUGACAUUCGCAUCGCUCAAAUCACUGGAAAUCUCUCUAAGACCUGUGCAGAUAAACAGUGUGGUAAGAGAUUCAGAAACAGACUGAAGCUGGAUCAGCAGACUGGAUCUCUGACCAUCACAAACAUAAUGACCUCAGAUACCGGACUUUAUAAACUGAAGAUUUUAGGCAGCAGCAGCAGUGAAAAGAUCUUCAAUGUUACUGUUCAUGAUGUUCCUGCUGCUGAACGAGAUGAAAUGAAGAGAAAGUCAGUGGGAGAAUCUGUUACUUUAGACACUACUUUAAUUAAAACCCUAAAUGAUUCAAUUAUAUGGUAUUUUAAUGAGAUUCUAAUUGCUGAAAUCACUGGAGAUCAGAGUAAGAUCUGUACAGAUGUUCAGUGUGAUGAAAGAUUCAGAGACAGACUGAAGCUGGAUCAUCAGACUGGAUCUCUGACCAUCACAAACAUCACGAACACAGACUCUGGAGAAUAUAAACUGAAGAUCAGCAGUAGCAACAGCAGUGUUGACAGAAUAUUCACUGUAUUAACUGUCAUUGCUGUUCCAGAUUCAGGUUCAUCUGUAGAAGGAAUAUGUGUUUCUGUUUUUCUGCUGAUAACGGUUUCAGCCGCUGGUGUGUUUUGUUAUUGAAAGAAUCAAGC
Molecule: messenger RNA, 773 nt
Organism: Megalobrama amblycephala (Wuchang bream)
Lineage: Eukaryota; Metazoa; Chordata; Actinopteri; Cypriniformes; Xenocyprididae
Exons: 4
Coding region: 1-762 (253 amino acids)
Source: RefSeq, a predicted model, not a curated record